This is a messenger RNA of Penicillium pulvis, 1206 nucleotides long. Its product is annotated as tellurite-resistance/dicarboxylate transporter family protein. Gene Ontology annotation, cellular component: membrane. Bases 1 to 1206 code for a protein of 401 amino acids. The transcript has a single exon. The record is from RefSeq and is a predicted model, not a curated record. Gene Ontology annotation, molecular function: malate transmembrane transporter activity. Gene Ontology annotation, biological process: malate transmembrane transport. NCBI's taxonomy places the organism in Eukaryota, Fungi, Ascomycota, Eurotiomycetes, Eurotiales, Aspergillaceae.
AUGUCCCACCCCGGUUUCUUAGGGGCAGAUUCCUACGAGCUUCCUCCUCACUCCUCCCACUCCGACACCCCUAUCCUCGAUGGAGAAAAGUCCGACAAGCCAGUUCAAUUAUCAUACCGUCAACGACUCCGUCAUUUCACAUGGGCUUGGUACACAUUGACCAUGAGCACGGGUGGUCUGGCUCUUUUGAUUGCAAGCCAACCCAACCGGUUCAAAGGCCUAACCGAAAUCGGCCUGGCAAUCUAUAUAAUCAACUUGCUCAUGUUCGCCUUAGUCUGUUCAUCUAUGGCGGCACGAUUCAUCAUCCACGGUGGACUAGUGCAAUCCAUCACACACGAUCGAGAAGGAUUAUUCUUCCCAACCUUCUGGCUCUCCGUCGCAACAAUGAUUUGUGGUUUAGAGAAGUACUUUGGAGAUGACCCGGCGCAAGCCUUCUCAACCACCCUUGAGGUCCUGUUCUGGAUGUACUGCGUGUGCACCUUUGCCGUGGCCAUCUUCCAAUACUCCUACCUCUUUUCCUCGGUCACAUACCGUCUACAAACUAUGAUGCCCUCAUGGAUCCUGCCAGCCUUCCCAAUCAUGCUCAGCGGCACUAUUGCAUCCGUCAUCGCAGAGCGACAGCCCGCCCGAUCUUCCAUUCCAGUGGUCACAGCCGGCAUGACUUUUCAAGGUCUCGGAUUCUGUAUCAGCUUCAUGAUGUACUCCCAUUACAUUGGACGACUGAUGGAGUCUGGUCUCCCGAACCGCGAGCACAGACCGGGUAUGUUCAUCUGUGUUGGCCCACCAGCCUUCACUGCCUUGGCACUCAUCGGCAUGGCCCGUGGUCUCCCGGAGACCUUCAAUGUAAUGGGCAGUGAAGAUACUGCUGCAGAUGGGCGGAUGAUUGAGAUCUUGGCCCUGGCUGCCGGUGCUUUUCUUUGGGCUCUUAGCCUGUGGUUCUUUUGCAUUGCGUUGAUUGCGGUCCUUCGGUCCCCACCCACCGCAUUCCAUCUUAGUUGGUGGGCUAUGGUUUUCCCGAAUACUGGAUUCACUAUUGCUACCAUCACCUUGGGUACCUCGUUCGAGAGUGCUGCGAUCAAGGGUGUUGGAUCGGCUUUAUCGAUUUGUGUUAUUUCCAUGUGGUUGUUCGUUUUAGUCAACCACGUACUAGCGGUGAUUCGACAGGAUAUUAUGUACCCUGGAAAGGAUGAAGAUGUUUCGGAAUAG